Messenger RNA from Angiostrongylus costaricensis, 297 nucleotides. The record is from the annotation of a GenBank genome assembly. Lineage: Eukaryota; Metazoa; Nematoda; Chromadorea; Rhabditida; Metastrongylidae.
AUGCUGAGACAUUUGCAAAACUCGGAACCCUACGCUAGCUUCUCAUCAGUGAUUACCCUUUCUAGAGCUCACAUCCAACCCACUGCACCACCGAGGGUUCAACUACAGUUUCAGCUUAACAAGGUCCAGUCAUAUAUAUAUAUAUAUAUAUAUAUAUAUAUAUAUAUAUAUUCUUUUGCAGUUUGCUAUGACCGUGACGGAUCCGAACGAUGCUCGAAUUGGAUUUCACACUGUCGAACUGAACGCUUUUAUCUCUACAUGUGGUCUUAUUGUGCCCGAACAUGUGGUUAUUGCUGA